UCCUGGCUUUUACAUUUCUUCCACUCUGAUCCUUUAGGCAUUUACUGACACAGCAAUGUGACUUUUCACACCAGCUCCCCACGUCCACUUCCCUGCACAACUGGGCCAGAUAAAACUGCUCCCCAAACUCAUCUGGCUGGAUAUUUUUCUCCCCACACAUCCCUCCUCUAAAACAGCGAGGCCAAGGAUUCCUCUCUCUCUUUUUUUUUUUUUUCCAUCCCUCCCUUUUUUCCUUCAGUCCAAGCCCCAGACACAGGACCCUGCAGAGGGAAAGUGCUCCUUGAAAUCAUCACCCCUGAUCCUGCUGCUGAGUCUCAAAGGAAGAGAAGGCAGCAGCAGCCUCCUGCAGCCCAGAUCUGAACAGCAGGACAAUGGCUCCAGGCUUCAAGCGAUUCCUUCUCACCUCUGUCCAGGGCAUGGGGGCUGUCUUCUUCCUCCUCCAGAUGAGCUCCGUUCGGGCUGAUGGGAGGUUGUUUGCACUUGGAUCCAGGAACAGCUCUCAGGGUCUGGAUCUAGCAGCAGCUCAGAAAUCAUGUGCUGACCUGGGUGCUCGAUUAGCCACCGCGGAGGAACUGAGGCGGGCUGUACUGGACUGUUCUUUCGCUGUGUGCGCCAGAGGCUGGUUGGCUGACGGUACCAUUGGGACAAUGGUAUGCAGUAAGACAGGCAGCAAGCAGCAGAAUGUGAAAGCCAUUGAUGUUAAAAUUGAAACCAACCCCUUUCUGAGUGGCAGAUAUGAUGCUCUUUGUGUGAAGGAUGAAGACAAGCCGUGCGGGGAUCCACCAUCUUUCCCUCACACAAUCCUGCAUGGUCACACUGGUUUUGAAAUGGGCGAUGAGCUGCUCUAUGUUUGUGCCCAGGGCUACAUCAUGGGCAACAAAGAGACUGCUUUUACAUUGCUCUGUGACAGCUGUGGAGAAUGGUAUGGGCAAGUUCAGGCCUGCAUCAAAGAUGAGGCUGAAGCACACAUUGACUAUGAAGAUAACUUUCCAGAUGACAGAUCUAUGCCUAUUACUGAACAUAAGGAUGACAGUGGCAAAGAGGAAAAGGAGCAGGGGCAAGAACAGGAUUUUUCCCUCUCUGAAGAUAUAGAGCCAGAAAGUACUGGAAGCAAUGAAGGUGUUACUGAAGCUAUGGAUUCUAUUGAGAAAGGUAGCAAGGCACCAACAGAAUCCCCUGUGUCACUACUGAGCCUAAAACACUUAUUUUGGUUCCCUGCAGAGGAUUUUAAUAAUCGUGAGUCAGAGAAAAACACAGAUGAUUUUAUUAAAACACAAUUUUCUGAUGGUGACAACCACAUUGGAGUGAAAACCAUCUACAGUGAACCUGAUGCCAAAAUGAUUUAUGACAGUGAGGAUUUCCCUAUUGGGCCUGUUUUGGUGAACAAUGAUACAACAGCAGCAAAAGAUACAUUUGCCAUUACUGAUGAAUCUUGGUUAGAUGGUUACCCUGUAACUCAAGAAGUAAUGGAGGAUGUUGAAGAGAAGGAAGAUAAAGUUGAUAGCUCAAUGGGAACAGAAGACGACAUUAUCUUUACAAAUGACCAACAAAGUCAUGUUGAAGUUAGAAAAGUAGGCAAUACCUCCUAUCCAGAAAAGGAUUUAACAAAGAUUGUGGCUUCCUCACCGAGGAUGCAUGGUUAUGAGGUGAAAGAAAUGCCAAUAGUGCUAACACCUACAAGUGCUCCUGAGAAUGUAAGUGCUAGCAAAGGCUUUGAUGAUAUCAUCAAAUAUCACCUAACUACAUCUCUGGGUUUUGUGACUCGUGAGUCUGCCACAACCACAACAUUGUAUGAUCCUACCAGAUUAAAAACUGCCACAUUAGAAACCCAUGUAACAGUCAGUCCAUUUAAUCAUAUUCCAGAUCCAAAGGCAGAACAAACAACAGCAAAUCCAAUACAAGUGGCAACCACUGUAUCAACUCGGGAUGACAUUACUCACCCAUCAUCUAAAGAAUUAAUUGAACAAGAAGCUGUCACCCAUGGCACAGGAGAAAAACGUCUCCCUACUUCUGAACCUUGUGUUGGAGAAGAGUGUCCCAGAUCAAGCAAAGGUCCUAUGAUAGCUGUCAUUGUGAUUGUUUUAUGUUUGCUAUUGCUUGCGUUUAUAUUGGCUGUUUGGUUCUUCAAAAAACGGCAACAGAAAAGUUCUGUGUAUAAACUGAAUGGAAAAGGUCAGACUAGACACCAUCACCAACAACAUAUUGAAAUGCAGAAAGUCUAACCUGAAACUUUACAGAAGGCACUACUCUGUGUAGCGGGGGUGGAGGGUGGGGGGAAGCAUGAUCAGAUGAUUUGUGGGUGCUGAAAUCCAUCAAUGAAGGAAGCUGAGGAGAAAAAAGACAAUGUGAGAUAAAAAGGAUUUCAGCUUUUGAAAUCAGAAUUUACCAUAUCUGACUUUUCACAGUCAAGGAAUCUAUAUAUUUUUACCACAACGCUCUUGUCUUCUGGUAAGUCUCAACAGGAGAAAAUGUGCUUGGUAGCACAAUUGGAGAUUAUCCUGUUUUAAUAUUUUGCUCAUACCAAUUGAUGAAAGCCAACUCUUUGUCUGCUACGUUUACUGGUUAGAGUUGAAUGACUAGAUUGGUUAGAUCACUUUGUUCUACUUGCAGUAAAACAUGGAGAUAAAGGGAAAAUUCCUUAUUGAGCUACCACCAAGUAAUUUGUGAGGAUAAGCAACGAUGAUUACAAAGAAUGUUUUAUGAGAAAAAUAUUUUCUACAAUACUUUAACGGGUUAUAUUGCAUUUAGAGAGAUGAUCAAGAAAGAUGAUCGCUAAGGUCUUUUUCUUGAGUGUUGUGAAAUUUGGUUGAUGUACAUUAAAUAUUUGAGGUUUUUGUAGGGCCAUUAAGAUAUUUUUUUCCCUGUGGGGGUGGGUCAGCAGGUAUUUUUAGCCUUAGGGAAAAAGUGUCUUUUUAUAUUAAACUUUUUUUUGGGUGGAAAUUAUGAUGUCUCACUGGGCUUGAGGCAAUACUAGAAAGUGCCAUUUUUCCAUUUUUUUUAAAUAAGCAUGGCAAUUUGUCAAAACACCCCUAAUUUCAGGAGCUAUUAGCAGCCUCUAAGUAAAAGGCAAAACAAAAUAUAGUUUUCAGAAAAACUCAUCAAAAGUCACAUAGGUCCUCUGGAACCAGCUGAUCAAUAUGCCAAAUUUAAAUAAAUAGGCAAUAAUUUAUCUAAAGUGAAAAAGUCAUAUAAAAUAUUUUUGCCAGAUUACUCUGUGGAAUGACUGAUGUUCACCAUUUUGUUUCUGGAUCAGAUAAAGAGGAGUACAAAUUGGAAAAUGAUUGAAUGUGGGAGAUGGGUAUCAAUUUAUAUGACUCCUUAUUUUGAUUUGGAAAACUAUACAAGAAAACUGCCUGCUUGUAAUAAUGGAAACUGGUGUCCUUUAGAUUGGGUGCUAUACUUCAUGGAUGCAAACAUGGAGGUUUCUUCAAGAAAACACACAAUUAAAAACAUUUUUAAGAGUAAAUAUGGACAGAGAAGAUUUCUAGCAUUGCUAGAAUAAUUUGGGCCUAUUUAGGAGGAAAGGUACUAAGAAAGGAGUACCUUUCCAAAUGACAUAUGUAGUGCUGGCAACUGUGAAUAAUCUGCAGGUCAGAAAUGAGCUCAUCUAGCACUCUACAGUGCAUUCUCAGCCAAAAUAUUCAAGCAGCUCAUUAACUAUGGAGGAGGACAAGGUGAAUUACCACAGAGAUGAAUCCGUGGAGAUCAAAAAGGGCAAAUUCUGCCUUCAGUUACGGUGAUGUGCACAUCCCAAGUAACUCUACUCAGGACAACUGACUUUGUUUUAUGAAAAGCAGAAUAUAGUCCACUAUACAUAAAUCAACUCCCAUGCUGGUAAUGAAAAUAAAGGCCUUUAAAAAUACAGCCACACACUUUGUGAAAUAAUAUGACUUCAUAGUGAUAGGACUUGACUACCCUUGUCUGGAUGCAUUCACCACAAAAACAAACUGUACAGAAAUUGUAAAUAGUGUGUUUCCUGAUAUAUGCAUGAUUGUAUGCUGUUAUGCACUCUAGAAUAUGAAAUAACUUAGUCUUACGGUUGUAAACUAUUUUUAUUCGGUAACUUUAAAAAAUGGUUUAGCAACUAAGUAACUUUAUGAAGACUUACCUAAAACAUGCUGGGCAUGUCUACAUGAAAUGCUUAAUGCUCAGUAGACUAAUUUUACUGUGCAUUAGCACAUCACAGCAAAAACCAUGUGCAUUGCUACUGUGCAUUAGCGCCAGCUACUGUGCAUUUAUGUCGUAUCUCAUAUUAGAGGUACUAAACUUAAUGCACAGUAGCAAAGGUGCAUUAAUACACAUGUAGACGUGCCUACUGUGUAUUGUAUGUAUGGACAUAUACCGAAAAAUAAAUAUGAAGACAUCAAUUUUAAAGCUUUUUGUUUAACUAAAACAUGAAGCCAGUGUUACAUUUCUACAUAGUAUUUUCAUAUGAAGUACAACUCAACAAGUAAACAAAAUUGAUACUUUUAGGCUCAGGAAACAAACAUGAUGUAAGACAGAAAAAGCAAAGUUACAAAUGCAAGCUAAACAGGUUUCUUACAAAAUACUCAAAAGAUGUUUGUUAUUCAUGAAAAGAAAAUGUAUAUUAACAUCGUUUUUUAAAAUAUUUAAAAUAAAACCAAGUUACAAAAA
Messenger RNA from Alligator mississippiensis (American alligator), 4635 nucleotides. It is a transcript of the gene SUSD5, whose product is annotated as sushi domain containing 5. The record is from RefSeq and is a predicted model, not a curated record. NCBI's taxonomy places the organism in Eukaryota, Metazoa, Chordata, Crocodylia, Alligatoridae. Gene Ontology annotation, biological process: Notch signaling pathway; cell adhesion. The transcript has 5 exons. The coding region runs from base 372 to 2222 and encodes 616 amino acids. Gene Ontology annotation, molecular function: hyaluronic acid binding.